Molecule: messenger RNA, 183 nt
Organism: Yarrowia lipolytica CLIB122
Lineage: Eukaryota; Fungi; Ascomycota; Dipodascomycetes; Dipodascales
Source: RefSeq, a predicted model, not a curated record
AUGGCUGCCCCUAUUGCUCCUAUUGUCGGCUCUCUCAAGCGACGAAUCUUUUUCGAUAUUACCACUGGUCUGACCCUUGGAUUCUCCGCCGGUGCCCUCUGGUGGUUUGGUUACCACAAGCCCACCGUUGCUGCCAAGGAUGCUUGGUACGCCGCCCGUGAGCAGGAGAAGAACAACCAGUAG